AAGCCCGAACAGCAAACGGCCACAUCAUCCACUCACGCCGGAAUAUUCUGUCGUCACUUCAGAGCUUUGGAUUUUCCCGAAAACUAUAUAAACCCCUUCCUCUCUCUCUCGAUCGCCCAUGUCUCAGCCCUAGAACGCCCCAAUCCCUUCUCUUUCUCUUUCUUUCCCUUGAUCUCUUGCCCCAAUCUCUAGCUCUUGGAUUAUCUGCGUGUAAUUCAAUGUUGAGGGCUUGGAGAUCCAUGGAUUCAGGCGGAGAUGGAGGAGCUCGAUCGGAUUUUGGUGGCUGAUCGAUGAGAGAGACUCUGGAUCGGAGCAUUUAGGGCUUUUUCAUCCUCCUUGGAAGGGUAUGGAUGCUGUGGAGUUGCCUUUGACUGCGUCUGUUGGAGUUUCGAAGCUGCUGUCGCCAACGCCUGAUGGGUUCCCUAGGGUUAGGGAAUCGGAGAAGGGCCCGGGUUCCUCGGUUUUUGGCACCCAUAGGCCCUCUGGUUGCGGAUCUUAUCAUAAAGCUCCAGAGUAUAGCUCCAUUUCCAGAAACAAAAGAUCUGAUGCAGAUUUCAAUAAACAUGACAAGCUUCCAAGUUUCAGAUGUGUGGAGAAUGAUAGUAAAAGGCAUCAUCCUGGAGAGACAGAUAGGCCUGAGAAGGUACCCCUUGAUAAUGAUGGUAAACAGUCAAACAGGAAAACUAUUAAGAAUCCAAGUAUUCUCCCUUGCUCUAAGCGAUUAAGAACAGAUCAACCAGAGCAUUCCUCUAAAACAAUUGUUUCUGAUGCCUGUGAUGAUACUUCCAUCAAAAUGGGCCUUGACCUCAUAAGAUGCAACUAUACAGAGAGAUCACGGAUGACCAAGCCAAAGCGUUGUCUGGAUACCAAGAGAACUGAGAAGAAGAACUUGAGGGCAUGUGGGAGGUUGAAAUACGAGGCUGGUUUAGUCGGCUCAGAUUUGACUUGUGGAGCCAACAAUAUACAUGGACUGUAUGGUCUGAAGUCAGACCCUCAUGAUGUUGUUGAACUUGUGGAUGAGGUGUCCUUGAGCGAACUUCUUGAUGGAAGUUACACCUAUCCCAAGUUAUGCCCAGAUAAAGGGAAGAAAACUGGAAACUCCAGUGAAAGUAUUCUAGUCUCUGUUAGAAAGGCUUGUAGUAUACUUAUGCCCCAUAGUUCAGUUGAUAGCGGUGGCAGUAGAAAAGCUUCCACAAGCAUUAUCAACCUUAAUGAGUGCUCAGGGAGAAUGUCUGAUUCUGACAGCAUGCUCAAAACCAUUGAAGAAUCAGAACCAAGCAAGGCUAUUCUUAAGGGGGAGAAUCUUGGUCAAGUAAACUCGAAAGGCCCUUUGUCAUCCCAAGGAGAUCCUGGAUCGUUUGGCACUUUCUCCUAUCCAUACCCUUGAUGCUCUUUUGUUGGAUUCAAACAUGCCCUCAUUUUCCUUGCAGUCUGCUACACAUAUGACAACUCUUCGGAGUGAUAGCUUGCCCCCUUUCUCGUGGUCAGUUGGUCAUAAUGGAGUCUUCAAAACUAGUACUGACUCAAAAUUAUCCUCAACAAGGAUCACGUGCCAAGGUAGAUGGCUUCGACUAUGGAACAAUUCUCCUUCCAUUAAAGAUUGCUGUUUUCCAUUAGUGUCAGAUGCUGGGAAAUGUGAUAAUGGGGAAAAACAAUCAGACCGGAACAGGCAAAAUGAUAGAUGAUCUUGUGCAAUAUGUAAAUGCGUUGUCUCCAUCUAUUAAUCCUUCUGAAGACACAUUACAUACUUCCUAUGAUCCAGAGGAAGCCAAACUCUCAAUAUCCCCACCUCAAAUGGACCAUCUGGUGCUCUGGAGCCAUGUAACUCUUUGAAGCACAGUUUGAUGCAGGAACAUGCAGAGGCUUCAGGAUCACAAUUUGCUGAAGGAGAUUUUAGGUGUCAAGAAAAACUAACAAACUUUGAUGGUCCUUUUGAAAGUGAAAUAAGAUAUGUGGGGAAUGUUGCUGGCCAUAAAGAUCCUAUCGCUUGUAGCUCGAAGGGAUUCUCAGAUAAUUGCUACCCUUGUAAAAGCUCUGGUGUGGACUGCAGCCAAAACUCAUGGUGUUCGUCUAUUUCAGAGGGGUUUCAAUCAGGUGACAAUUUGGGUAUUCUCCAAGGGCUGUGGCUGCUGCUGAGAUACUCUGUGAGAUGGCUAACUGUUUCAGUGCCAUCAGGAUAGGAGACCCAGGCAAUAAUAAUUUCAAGUGGCCAAAGGCUCCUUCACAGAAGACCAUGAAAGCUCGCAAGUCUAUGUUUCCCACAGGGAAAACAGAUGAACCAUUUCUUGCAACUAGACACAACGAUCCGAUUAGAAGUGCAGGUGUACCAUCCACCAGACAUAAGCUUGUUGGUGAAAAGAAUUCCAACCUCAUCGACAGCACUUCUAGAAGUCCUGUGAGAUGGUCAGUUUCCGCAGAUGGUGCAUCCUCCGGCAAACCUGAAAGAGAGAUCCCAAUCAGCCGGAAGCCUUUGCUCGGCAGUUCAGUACGACCAUUAGGUCUGUCAGUACGUUCUCCGACAAGAUUUGAGAGAGACGGUGAGAGUAAGCAGAAAUUAAGGAGCUUUGGAGGGAUUUUUAUCAAGGAUUGGAGCCGGGGGAGUAAGAGAUUCUGAUUGUAUAUUAUUGUUUCAGCUUAAAAGGCCAUACCAAACAAAAUCAGUUGCUUAAUUAUCAUAAUUCAGUUUUUAUUAAUGGCAAAAACAGAUGGUUUAUGAUUGCAUUUGCCAUCAGCUGUCCUGAUUAACUGGCAAUCUACCUGGAAAGCUUAGGUUUUCUUUGUUUGUAUGUGUUUAAUCAUGCAGCAGUUGGGGUUAUGUGCAAGUUUGUAGUAGCUCUUUUUCCUCUC
Messenger RNA from Dioscorea cayenensis subsp. rotundata (Guinea yam), 2847 nucleotides. RefSeq lists its product as uncharacterized. The record is from RefSeq and is a predicted model, not a curated record. Lineage: Eukaryota; Viridiplantae; Streptophyta; Magnoliopsida; Dioscoreales; Dioscoreaceae. The transcript has 6 exons. Bases 347 to 1387 code for a protein of 346 amino acids.